Anopheles funestus (African malaria mosquito) is the source of this 702-nucleotide messenger RNA. It is a transcript of the gene mRpS16, whose product is annotated as probable 28S ribosomal protein S16, mitochondrial. Gene Ontology annotation, molecular function: structural constituent of ribosome. Lineage: Eukaryota; Metazoa; Arthropoda; Insecta; Diptera; Culicidae. Gene Ontology annotation, biological process: mitochondrial translation. Bases 102 to 512 code for a protein of 136 amino acids. The transcript has 3 exons. Gene Ontology annotation, cellular component: mitochondrial small ribosomal subunit; ribosome. The record is from RefSeq and is a predicted model, not a curated record.
CUGUCAUUUCAAUGUUGUUUUCUCUACCGGCACACGAUUAGUUUCCCGAAUAAAAACAACACACCAAGUUGUGCAAAAAUCACAAAUUGUUUCGAAUUAAAAUGUCGCUAGCUCCAGCAAGUGGUACGGGAAGGUUUUGGGCUCGAUCAGCGAAAAUAAUACGCUUUGUUCGUCAAGGAUGCACCAACCGUCCCUUUUUCCACAUCGUAGUAAUGGAGCGCCGAAAAGAUCAAUAUCAACCGGUUAUCGAACAAGUGGGCACCUAUGAUCCGAUUCCGAAUGAGCAUGAUGAACAGCUAGUCUCGUUUAACUACGAACGCAUUCGACAUUGGAUAGGCAGUGGGGCGCACAUUUCGAAGCCGGUGGCGGAAUUGUUAGGAAUCGCCGGUUUACUUCCAGUUCAUCCUAAGACUUAUAUGACCGCAUGGCGAAACAGACAAAUGGCGGAAAAGUUGGCACAGAUUGAAGCAUUUAAAAAUGCAGAACAAACAGAAAACUCUAGCCACAGUUGAACAUCAUAAUCCUGGACAACAUCUACUCGUUCUUGUGCCUGUAGAUACACUAUAGAAAAAGUUUUCCUGUCGAUUUGAAUGAUAUGAAGCAUAGAAAAAGUACUUCAAACAACUAAAGAUUCGAUGUAGAAUAUGCUGUUUAAAUCUUCACAUUUUCAUACUAGUAAUAAACAAACAUUCAGUUACUCAA